CAAAAAUGAGUGGUAGUUCGACACGUCCAGCCGAGAAUGCAGAACCGCCUGUUCAAGAAUCUUCUCCAGCAAUCCAUGCUGCUGAUCUUACGACUAUCCAAGUUCUAACAGAGGAAGCUACCAAGGACUUUCUUUUACAAGAUUAUGAAAGUGCGGUUUCCAAGUUUUCAGAUGCUUCCGAAAUAAUUGGUCAAUGUUAUGGUGUUGAUUCGGAAGAAUACGCCGAAGCCCUAUACAAGUAUGGUAAUGCACUACUUGAAAACUCUCGAACUCAAAAUACUGUUCUUGGACAUCAAGCAAUUCCACAAACUUCUGCAACAGACAUUCCGACAGGUACUAAAGAAAUUAUCUUUUUUACAUAUCUAUUAAUUAUUUUUAUUAAUUUAAACAUAUUGUUUGAAGAUGAUCUUCAGGCCAACACCUCGCGUUUUUAUUUUGAAGGGGAUGAUGAAAGUGAUAGUAGUCAACCUGAAAAUGGUGGUCAUGUCGAUUCCCAAGCUGAGGAAGCGAGUGCAUCCGAACUAUUAGAAGAACAAGGAGAUGAUCUCAGUCUUGCAUGGGAAAUAUUAGAAUAUUCCCGUGAUAUAUUUUCUCAUAUUAAAACAGAAUCGGCAAAGAAGUCUCUUGGAGAAGUAUAUAUUAAAUUGGGCGAUGUUUCUCUUGAAAAUGCGGCGAUUGAUUAUAGAGAAGGUGCCAAGCUAAAAGCAGAGACACUUCCUGAAGGCGACCGGCAAAUAGCAGAGGCAUAUCCUUUAAUAAUACAUAUUUAUUCCAAAAUUCAAAUUAUUUACUUUUAUCAUGAAAAUGAAGCAAUUGUACAUGUACAAAAAGCCAUAGAAGUAUUGAAUAAGCGUAAGGAAAUUCUGCAAGCACGAUUGAAUGACUAUCAGGAAACGAGUGGUAAAGGAAAAAAAAUAGCUACAGAUGACGAUGAUACUGUACUAAUUGACAAAGAAAUAAAGGACAUUGAUGAGUUCCUUGUGGAAAUGGAAUCAAAAGCAGCAAAACUUUCUCAAGAACAAACAAUACAAAAAUCCAGUGAUAUUGCACUUGAGGAAUAUGUGAAACUGCUUUCUUCAUGUGAACCAUCAUCUAGUUCGAUAGAGACAUCGUCAACAACUCCUGUGAACGACUUGACAUCACUUAUUAAAAGGAAGACGACUAAUAAUAGCAAUGCGACUGAUACUCCCAAAAAUAAUACGACUGAGACACCGAUACAAGAAGAAGAAAAGAAACGAAGGGCAGAAAUAAAGGCUGAUACUGAUGAAUAUGGAGGAGAAAAUGAAUUGAAUCCGAAUAAAAAA
This is a messenger RNA of Racocetra fulgida, 1304 nucleotides long. The record is from the annotation of a GenBank genome assembly. Lineage: Eukaryota; Fungi; Glomeromycota; Glomeromycetes; Diversisporales; Gigasporaceae.